AUAUCUGACAUAUAGCUAACAUAUUAAUUAUGUAUCACAUAGGGUUCACAGAUUCAUAAAUAAUGUACUAAAGACAAGGUUUCAUUUCUUUCUCCAUUAUUUAAAACCAAUAUAAAAGUUUCUUACAUUCGUGGUCUAAUAAUGUAAACAUAACAAGCAUACAAUGUUUACGAUUAGUUGUUAUGAUCUCCACCCGUUGGCAGCAAAGUAUCGAAAAAUAUGGCAAAUUGCUCAGCAUGCUUCCGACUGCAUGAUGGUUCUAAUGGCUGUGAGCUGCUGCAAGUGCUGGAGUUUAAAUAUCGGAGAUUCCGAUUCGUCUGACGACGAUGAUUCAAUAAACUCGUACAAGAUAACAGCAAAAACGAAAUCCAAUAUUCUUAAGUCUGGUGUCAAUUUAUCAAAAACCCAAGAAGAUCCCAAAGAACACCAAGUUGAAGUCGAAAUUCACCACCACGAUGGCGCUGGCGAUGUUGGAGGAAGCAAGCACAUAGUCGAGAUGCUAUUAGACUCAGAUAGCGAAGUAAAGUCAGAUGUGAAUGCGUCAGAUCAGAAACUAGUCUUCGAGUCUUCAGUGUCGUCAAUAGAGAGCAAAAUUGGAGGCGUUAAGAACGAUUGCUACCAGGACAGCGAUUCGGAGGAUAUUGAGAUCAUAGAAAUGGUAGAUCGACUGGAUAAUACCUUAGCUUUCCAUUCAAAGAGCAGCAGCUUCGAAAUCACCAACGAGUGUUAUACAGAAGACACCGUCAGCACAUGCCUCAAUUCCAGCGUCAUGAGAAGUUCGCUUGUGGAAAUCAAGCAAACUGCCCACGUCGAGGCAAGGUCAUCGCUACAAUCGGCUUCUCGUUUCCCCUCAGUGCAUUCAACCAGAAAGACAGAUAAAAAUAUCAACAGACUGAAUGGCGACGACUUACCAGUUUAGCACCUGUGUACGGCUUUAACAUUAC
This is a messenger RNA of Hyposmocoma kahamanoa, 944 nucleotides long. RefSeq lists its product as uncharacterized. The record is from RefSeq and is a predicted model, not a curated record. Lineage: Eukaryota; Metazoa; Arthropoda; Insecta; Lepidoptera; Cosmopterigidae. The transcript has 7 exons. The coding region runs from base 164 to 919 and encodes 251 amino acids.